Molecule: messenger RNA, 5772 nt
Organism: Frieseomelitta varia
Lineage: Eukaryota; Metazoa; Arthropoda; Insecta; Hymenoptera; Apidae
Gene: LanB2
Product: laminin subunit gamma-1
Exons: 27
Coding region: 894-5759 (1621 amino acids)
Source: RefSeq, a predicted model, not a curated record
UUUUCCAAGAAAAUAUUACGUGCUGACGGCGGCGUGAGAAUAGUCAUAUUCUCAUAAUUACAAUAAGGUUCACGAUUUUCGCUCAUAUACCUCGUAUCGUAUAGUUUGUUUUUCUUCAUAUGACUGUCGUUUCAUAGUCUGCACUUUCUACGAGGAGUGGCGGCGUGUUACCACCACGAACACUCGACAUGUUCGACUUCCCACAGCCUCACUCACAGACUCCCUCUCCUUCAGUUUCUCGCUAAGCUGUUGCAUGGAGAGAGGCUUUCUUCAUGGUUUUUCAAUCUUUCGUCGGUCGAAGAGGUUAGAAUAUGAGAAUUCAUUCCUCUGUUUUAAAAAUUCGCGAUACCUACGUGAUACCUACAUAAGCAGUGAACACAUCACAGUCAAUUUGUGAUUUACGUACAUGGAAUUGUGAAUGUCAAAAUUUUACUGUUGCUUCAGUAAAAGAUUAGUAAAGACAGUAGAUUAUCUUUUCCCUUUUUUUUGAUCAAUAUUUUAUUUUAUAUUUUAAGAGAGUUGUGCAAAUAUACAAAUUGACAGUUUAACUUUUUAGUUGCAAUUUAUAAAUGUUUAUUCGAAUUGAAGUUCCUGAUUCGUGCGCGGAAUUGUGUAUUCGUAAAGAACAUUCGUAUUUAUAAGAUUUUAAGUAGAUAAGAAGGCGAGAACCGUUGGCGGAAUGCGAUCUCGGCAAUAAAAAGCAAAAAAACAUUAUUGUCGAAGAUUUUCUCGUCGAUGGAUUCGAUCGAGGAUCAGUGUUUGUUUUAAUCUUCCAAAAAAUUCAAGACAGUGAGGGUUUGACUGAUUUACGAUUUCUCUACUGAAGAAAAGUGAAUCGAAAUUACGAGAAAGAAAAAAUUUAUUUUUCGUAGAAAAAUAAAAAAAAUUGAAACAUGACCAGAGGAAGACACAAGAAGAUGUUAAUGUUAUUUGCAAUCUGCUUGGUGACGGUAUUCGCAGAGCCUGAAUCUUCACCAGACGAACUGUACAGCCGAUUUCCAAAAAAUCGGGAUGAAGACAAAUGUUACGAUGACAAUGGAAGACCACAGAGGUGUAUACCACCUUUUGAGAAUGCGGCAUUCAAUGUGCUUAUGGAAGCAACGAACACCUGUGGCCAAGAUCGGCCAACAGAAUUUUGCAAACAGACUGGCGUCCAAAAGAAAUCUUGCGAGAUAUGUCGAUACGGUGAUCACGAGGCUUUGUUUCUUACUGAUCAUGACAAUAACGACAACGCAACUUCGUGGCAGUCGGAAACAAUGUACGAGGGUAUCGAAUAUCCAAACCAAGUUAAUCUCACGCUACAUUUAGGCAAAACGUUCGAUAUAACUUACGUUCGAGUGCUUUUCGAGUCGCCGCGUCCGGAAAGCUGGGGUAUCUACAAGAGGAGAAACGAGAAAUCGUCAUGGGAGCCUUAUCAAUUCUAUUCCGCGACUUGUAGAGAUACCUACGACUUACCCGAUUUAAAGGAAACGGUAGGAGGCGACGAUACCAGAGUAUUGUGUACUUCCGACUAUUCCGAUAUAUCGCCAUUGACAAAGGGUACUGUUGCAUUCUCCACAUUAGAAGGUCGGCCUUCGGCGUACAAUUUUGAAGCUAAUCCAGCAUUGCAGGAAUGGGUACAAGCAACAGAUUUGAGGAUUACUCUGGAUAGAUUAAACACCUUCGGAGACGAAGUUUUUGGCGAUGAUCAUGUACUAAAGUCCUACUACUAUGCGAUCGCUGACGUCGCCGUUGGAGCACGUUGUGCUUGCAAUGGCCACGCUGGAGAAUGUGUAAACAGUACCAGCGUGGAUGGAAAAACUCGCAGAGUAUGUAGAUGCGAGCACAAUACCGCAGGUCCAGAUUGCAACGAGUGUUUGCCUUUUUAUAAUGAUGCACCUUGGGGACGUGCCACUACUAAAGAUGCACACGAAUGCAAACCUUGUAAUUGCAACGGUUAUUCGGAGAGAUGCUUCUUCGAUAAGGAACUAUACAAGAUUACUGGUCAUGGUGGCCACUGUUUGGAUUGUCGAGCCAAUCGUGAUGGCCCAAAUUGCGAACGUUGCAGAGAAAACUAUUAUCAACACCCGGAAGACAAUUAUUGUGUCGCUUGCAAUUGCAACGAAAUCGGUUCAAGAAGUUUACAAUGUAACAGCGAAGGGAAAUGUCAAUGCAAACCUGGUGUAACCGGUGACAAGUGCGAUCGUUGUGCAGCGAAUUAUUAUAACUUUGGUUCAUACGGUUGUAUCUCAUGCGAAUGUAAUCCACCCGGUUCCCUUAUGAAUGCACCAAACUGCGAUCCUGUUAGCGGUGUUUGCAUCUGUAAAGAAAAUGUCGAAGGAAAGCGAUGCCGAGUAUGUAAACCAGGAUUUUUCAAUCUUGCUACGGACAACGAAUUCGGUUGUACACCGUGCUUCUGUUACGGUCAUUCCUCAGUAUGCAGGCCGGCGACCGGCUAUUCUAAAGUUAUAAUCGAGAGUAUGUUUGUGAGAGGAGCUGAACGAUGGAGAGCUACUAUCGCUGGUAACUCGAUACCACUUCAUUACGAUCCUCUUACUCAAACGAUAUAUGCCACGGCACUGGAUCGAGAUAAUGUUUAUUUUAUUGCACCCGAUAGAUUCCUCGGUGAUCAACGCGCAUCUUAUAACCAAGACUUAUCAUUUACACUAAGAAUUGGGGAAGCUGGCCCAGCACCCACUAUUCGUGAUAUAAUACUCGAGGGAGCAAACGGAGAACAAAUCACACAGCCGAUUUUCGGGCAAAAUAAUUAUUUACCUUCAGUGACACCGCAUGAAUAUCGUUUCAAAUUGCACGAACAUCCUAGCUACGGUUGGGAGCCUCGCCUUUCUUCUCGAGCAUUCAUGUCUAUCUUGUCAAACUUAACAGCUAUUAAAAUUCGUGGCACCUAUACGCAUCAAGGUCGAGGAUUCUUAGACGAUGUUAAGUUGGAGACAGCUCUUCGUGGUGCUGCGGGUGAAACUGCCGAUUGGGUGGAACAUUGCCAAUGUCCCCACGGUUAUGUAGGCCAAUUUUGUGAAUCCUGUGCACCUGGAUUCCAUCACGAUCCACCGAACGGUGGUCCUUUUGCACUUUGCGUCCCUUGUAAUUGCAACAAUCAUGCAGAUAUUUGCGAAGCUGAAACUGGACAAUGUAUUUGCGAACAUAAUACGGCCGGUAGUAAUUGUGAAUUGUGCAAACGUGGAUAUUACGGUCACCCAUUAAAGGGUACAUCUGAUGAUUGCAAACCAUGUCCCUGUCCUGACAAUGGACCUUGUAUACUGCUUGGCAAUAAUCCAGAUCCAAUUUGUUCCGAGUGUCCACUGGGUAGAACAGGACCUAGAUGUGAAACAUGUUCGGAUGGCUACUUUGGAAAUCCUGAAAAGGGUAUAGCUUGCAGACCUUGCGAUUGUAACAAUAACAUCGACUUAAACGCUGUAAGGAAUUGCAAUCAUGAAACUGGUGAAUGUUUGAAGUGUGUAAACAACACUGCUGGUUUUCAUUGCGAAGAAUGUCUUUCAGGUUAUUACGGAGACGCAUUGUCUGAUCGUAAAGAAGAUGGAUGUAAAUUAUGUCAGUGUUUCCCGCCAGGCACAGUUGAACUCAACGAUGGUAGAGUAGCACCUUGUGAACAAUUAACAGGACAUUGUACUUGCAAGCCUCACGUAACCGGUCGAAAUUGUGAUAAAUGUGAAGAAGGAUAUUAUCAUAUACUUAGUGGAGAGGGAUGCGUGCCUUGCAAUUGUGAUACUGAAGGAUCCUACAAUCGUACUUGCAAUCCUGUUACUGGUCAAUGUGAAUGCAGACCUGGUAUUACUGGGCAACAUUGUGAUGUAUGCGUUUCUUAUCAAUACGGAUUCAGCAGGGAAGGUUGUAAGCCUUGUGAUUGUGACAAUAUUGGCUCUCAAGACUUGCAGUGUGACGCUAGUGGACAAUGUCCGUGCUUCCCCAAUGUAGAAGGAAGACGCUGUGAUCGUUGUAAAGAAAACAAACAUAAUAGACAAAAUGGAUGCGUCGAUUGUCCUGAUUGUUAUAAUCUUGUUCAAGCUGCGGCUAAUAGCCAUAGGGAACGUUUAGCAGAGUUAGAAAAUACGCUUAAAAAAAUUAACAGCAGCCCGACAGUUAUAAAAGAUUCGGACUUCGAGAAAGAAUUGAAAAACGUGCAGGAUAAAGUAAAAAAUCUUUUACAAAUUGCUAAACAAGGCUCUGGCAGUGAAAAUAAAACUUUGGUGGAACAGCUUGACGAAUUACGUGAUCAGUUGAAUGAAAUUGAAGAAAUUGCACAAACUGUAAAUCUGACUGCUUUCGACGCACAUAAAACUACUUCAGAGGGUUUGAUGAACAUUGACGAAGCAGAAAAAGUGCUGGAUAAGAUACACGCUCAAUUGACUGAUACAGAAGAUUAUUUAGCCACAGACGGAGCAACUGCAUUGUCAAAAGCGAAAUCACGUGCAGAUCAAGUUGGUCAGCAGAAUAUACAAAUGACUUCAAUCGCGCAGGACGCGCGUCUGUUCGCCGAAUUAAAUGUUAAUGAAGCAAAAAAAAUUCAUGCACUAGCAGAACAAGCUCGAAAUACAACAAUAGAAGCUUAUAGUCUUGCAAAAAAAGCUAUAGCAAAAUAUUCUAACAUGACUGAUGAUAUUAGAGGAUUAGAAAAUAAAUUGGAGUUGUUAGAACAUCGCAUGAAUGAGGUGAAAAAUCUUACCAGCAUAGCAGCCACUAAAUCAACCGCUGUUUCACAAGAAGCAAUAGAUUUAUUGAUUCUCGAUUUAGCACUUCCACCUGUUGACAUUGAACAAUUGAGAAAUCAAGUUGAAGACGUAAAUAAUGAGGGAUUACGAUUGAAAGAACAAGCACAAUUGCUGUUAGAUCAGAAUGAAAAUUUUAUAAAUGAAAUAGUAGAAAAAAUAAAAAAAAGCGACGAGUUAAUAGAACGAGCACAAGAUCAACAAGCGGCUACUGCUGAACUUUUAGCCGAACUGGAUAAAGCAAAUGAAAAAGUGGAUGAUGCUGUCAAACGGGGAGAUCAGACUUUAAAAGAAGCUCAGGAAACAUUACAGAAAUUGAGCGAAUUUCAUGCUGAAGUAGAGAGGGAACGUGUAAAAGCUCAAGAUGCUCUAAAGAACAUAAAAGACAUUGAAUCGUUAAUCAUGGAUGCCACGAAGAAAGCUUUACAAGCUGAAAAUAUAUUAAAUGGUUCUGAAGAUAAAGCCGAACGUGCACGUAAGAUAGCGCAAGAUGCUCAGGCAUAUGCGGAAAAGGCUAGUGCGAAAGCGAACACUAUUAGAACUGAAGCAAAUAAAACUAAAAUAAUAGCGCUUCGUGUAGGAAAUGAAGCUGAAAAAUUACAUCAAAGAGUUGAUAUCACAGAUUCAAUGAUGAAGGAAUACGAAAGUCAAAGUAGUCAGGAUACUAAUAUUACAAAUGAAGUGAAUCACAAAGUUGGUUUAGCUAAAAGUAACGUAACAUUAGCGUCACAACAAGUCGACAAAGCUCUAGAUGAAGUAGCUAAAAUAAUAAAAGAACUUGAAAAUUUACCGGAAAUUGAUGAUUCUUAUUUAAAUCCAUUAGAAGAACGCUUAGCUGCAGCUGAAAAAGAAAUCAUAGCUGCAAAUCUAGAUCAAAGAAUUCGUAAUUUAACGGAUGCAAAAAAUUUACAAACACAGUGGGUAAAGAAUUAUGAAGAUGAAGUUAGUAGACUAAGAAUGGAGGUUGAUAACAUUGAUGAUAUAAGAAAAGUUUUGCCUACUGUUUGCAACAAACGUUUACGGCUCGAACCCUAAACCAUAUUAUAAA